Molecule: messenger RNA, 2963 nt
Organism: Phytophthora nicotianae INRA-310
Lineage: Eukaryota; Oomycota; Peronosporomycetes; Peronosporales; Peronosporaceae
Exons: 6
Coding region: 115-2298 (727 amino acids)
Biological process (GO): DNA replication; DNA repair
Cellular component (GO): DNA replication factor C complex; nucleus
Molecular function (GO): DNA clamp loader activity; ATP binding; ATP hydrolysis activity
Source: RefSeq, a predicted model, not a curated record
AUAAAAGAGCAGCAAAUCUCUCUCUACAAGAGUAGCCGUGACGCUUGUAUUGGCGGGAAAGCCAUAAGCAGCACCUAGGAAGAUCCGCACCUUGCGGCGCUCGUAACAGCGACGAUGGACAUCCGGUCGUUCUUCCAGAAGAAGCCUCCGGGCAGCAACGGCAAUAGUAACAGCACCAAGAAAGCAGCGACGCCGGCCAAGUCCAAGCGAGCAGAGCCGGAACCCACGCCUCCGUCACGCCCAGUAGCUCGCCGCUCCGCCAAGCAGAACGUGGUGGUGCUAGACGACAGCGAUGAGGACGAGGAUGAUGUCAGUAGCAAGCGCAAAGUACCAACUAAGAAGAAGACACAGCGUGUGGAUUCCGAUUCAGACUUUGAGAUGCAGCCCAGCGACGACGAAGUGCAGGAGGUGAAACCCAAGAAGGAACCUCUUAAGCGGCUACGUCGUGCUGCCAAAGCUGAUAGUGACGAGGACGAGGAGAUGCCGGAAGUGAAGACGAAGACCGACGUGAAGAUGGAGGUCAAGAUGGAGAGUAAAAAGCCUAUAAAAUCGUCCUCUACUCGUACUGCAACUGAUGAUUCAGACCAAGCCAUUAUGAAGCAGGAAGGUGUGUUGAAGAAGGUGCCUGCACCGUGUUCUGGAUGUCUAGAUGGUAAGACGUUCACGUUCUCCGGUGUGCUAGAAAGUCUGUCGCGCGAGGAUGCGGUGCAUCUUGUUAAAAGCUGCGGUGGAUCUGUUGCGAACAGUAUUACGCGCAGUACGAAGUUUUUGGUGAUUGGAGCUACAUUGGAGCAAGGUGGCAAUGUGACGGAUGGCUCCAAAUACAAGGAAGCCGUGGCGAAGAACGUCCGAAUCUUGACGCAGAAUGAGUUUUACAACCUCAUUACGGAGGCUGCAACAGCUCAGCAGGCACAGGAUUUAGCGGCUGAGAAGGCGAAGAUAAAGGCUGAAGCUGGUGGAAAGACUGCUUCCACGAAAGGCAAACAGAAGCUGAGCUCAUCGAUCAACGACGAGCUGUGGACUGAUAAGUACAAGCCUCAAACUCUGGAUCACAUGAUUGGCAACAUCGAGCUGGGCAGGAAGUUGAAGACGUGGCUUCUGGACUGGGAGGCCAUGCACGUGAAAGGGACCAAGAAAGUCCCGUUCUCGACAAAGUUGUCUGAGAACCGCGGAGCGAAGACUGUGCUGCUGUCAGGGCCACCAGGUAUUGGCAAGACCACGAUUGCAAAUCUGGUUGCUCGUGAGGUCGGAUUUGAGUGCACGGAACUGAACGCGAGUGACACCCGCAGCAAGAAAAUGCUGCAAACGGGACUCAAGGACGUGCUAGGAACGCAGGCGCUUCAAUUCGGUGCUCCUACUGGGAAAUCCAAGGAGAAAAUGCAUCUCGCGCGUCGUGUGAUCAUCAUGGACGAGGUUGACGGUAUGUCAGGUGGUGAUCGCGGCGGAACGGCUGAGCUGAUUCAGCUUAUCAAGAAGUCGAAGACUCCGAUCAUUUGUAUUUGCAACGAUCGUCAGAGCCAGAAGGUGCGAUCACUGGCAAACCACUCAUUUGAUCUGCGUAUGCGUCGCCCCACCAAGAUUCAAAUCGGCAAGAGACUCAUGGAGAUCGGCUUGAAAGAAGGACUUAACAUGGAGAAGAACGCAAUUGAAGAAGCUGCUGAGCGAUGUGGCAACGAUAUUCGACAACUGCUCACUCAGAUGCAGAGAUGGCGUCUUACCACCACUAAGAUCACGUACGCGGAUAUGGUGAACCCGUCCUCGCAGCACAACAAGGACGAGAGUUUGCGGUUGAACCCGUUCAGCGCCACACAACAGAUUUUCCAGCGUGAUCUCUCGUUUGACGCGAGGAAUGAGGCGUAUUUUGUUGACUACGACUUGAUGCCGCUGAUGGUUCAGGAAAACUACAUCCAGAGUAUCAUGAACAACCGGAGAUCAUCGGACGAAAACCUAGAAGCAGCCAUGCACGCGUCGGAAUUCAUCUCAGAGAGCGACCUCUUGAAUACCUACGUUCGCGUGGAACAGCGAUGGGAUCUGCUCACGAAACAGGCAGCCAUGAAUGUAGGUGCCUGCGUCUACUCGGCCGGGUUCAUCGGCCACCCGGAGUUUUCCAAGUACGUUCAUGCUAGGGUUGCCUGGCAUGAUUGCACUUACGAACGUUUAUGUUUCCUUGUAGAUGGCUGGGAAAGAACUCGUCGGCAUCCAAGUCGAAGCGGUUGCUCAGUGAACUGUCAGUCCGAAUGCGAUCACACGCCUCUGGUUCCCGAGAAGUCAUUCGUCUCGACUACGUGCCGUACAUGAAGGAAAUUCUGCUGAAGAAGCUGCUAUCAGGGGAGGAUAAUAUCCACGAGGUUAUCGAGCUGCUAGAUGAAUGCGAGAUCACCCGAGAAGACCUGACAGAGUCCAUGGAGAGCUUCAAGUUCCCUGGCGUAAAACGCCACUCCUACUCAGAACUCGACACCAAGGCAAAGACGGCGUUUACGCGAAUGUACAACAAGGCUUCCCACAAGUCGCAAGCAGUUGUGGAGUCGGUACUUGGAUCAACUACCAUUAAGAAAGGACGAGGAAAGGCAGCCGCCACCAAAGACGAUGACGGUGGUUUGCCUCCGCCGUCGGAUGCUGAAAGCGAACCGGAAGAGGAGGAGGAUCUGGAUGUUAGCAAGUUUCAGAAGAAAUCACGCGGAGGUGCAAAGCGCAAGGCACCCACUGCAGCAGGAAAGAAAGCACCUCGCAAGGCACCGGCCAAGAAGCGGCGAACUUAGCAUGUUCUUUGCUAGAGCUGAUGGCUGUCGUAGUAGUAGAUCAGUGGAUACGUAUCGAUCGCUUUUGCGGCUCCAUGUGAAUUUACUGUUCGUGAUCUUGCAAAGCUACAGACAGUACUUGAGUGACAAUCUGGGGGAUUGUGCAGUAGAAGCUCCGGUAGAGCUAUCACCCAUGCUCAUUCAACCUUUCACCACUCAUCAGAA